Neltuma alba is the source of this 3003-nucleotide messenger RNA. Its product is annotated as disease resistance-like protein DSC1. The record is from RefSeq and is a predicted model, not a curated record. The transcript is spliced from 4 exons. NCBI's taxonomy places the organism in Eukaryota, Viridiplantae, Streptophyta, Magnoliopsida, Fabales, Fabaceae. Gene Ontology annotation, biological process: signal transduction; defense response. Gene Ontology annotation, molecular function: ADP binding. Bases 1 to 3003 code for a protein of 1000 amino acids.
AUGGCCUCAUCUUCUUCCGCUGCUCCAUCUUCUCAAUCUCCAAAGAAAUAUGAUGUUUUUAUUAGUUUCAGAGGUGAGGACACCCGCUUCAACUUCACAAGCCACCUUCAUGAAGCUCUUCGCAGAAAACAAAUAGAUACAUACAUCGACUAUAGACUUGAGAAAGGAGAUGAUGUAUGGCCGUCUCUUGAGAAAGCCAUUGAAGAUUCAACUCUGUUCCUUGUGAUCUUCUCAGAAAACUAUGCAUCUUCCACGUGGUGCUUGACGGAGCUUGCAAAAAUAUUGGAGUGCUCCAAAAAUGAUCAAGGUCUCCUUGUUAUGCCAGUGUUCUAUAGAGUAGAUCCUUCAUAUGUGAGGAAGCAAUGUGGGAGUUACCACAAAGCAUUUGAAGAACAUGAGCGCAAAAGCAGCAUCAAUAAGUAUCAGCUGCAAAAGUGGAGGGAGGCUCUCACUCAUGCCGCCAAUUUAUCUGGGUGGCAUUGUAGCUUCGACAGGGAUGAAGCUGAGCUAAUUAAAGAAAUAGUGAAUCAUGUCAUACAAAAGUUGGGCCCUAGGUAUCAAAGUGAAGAUUAUCUAAAAGGCUUGAUUGGAAUUCACAAAAGAAUGGCAGAUGUACAAUCAUUGUUGGACAAAGGUUCAAACAACGGUGGCUGCCAAUUCAUUGGAAUUUGGGGCAUGGGCGGUUUGGGCAAAACAACUCUUGCAAAAGCAUUGUUUAAAAAAUUGCAUUUUACAUAUGAAGGGUCUUGCUUUUUGGCUAAUGUAAGGGAAGAAUCAAAGAAACAUGGAAUAGAUGCUUUGAGGGAAAAAAUUGUUUGGAGGUUAUUAGGGGAUAAAGAAUCCCACAUUGGCAAUGCAAUAUAUCCUUGUACCAUAAGUAGGCUUGGUAGGAAAAAAGUUUUCAUUGUGCUUGAUGAUGUUGAUGAUCUUGAGCAAAUAGAAAAUCUAGUUCGAGGACUUGAAUUUGGAUCAGGUAGUAAAAUUUUGAUAACAACCAGAGAUAAGCAAAUACUUGGUAAUGAAGUGGAUGAUAUAUAUGUGCUUCAGUGUUUGAAUCCUGAUGAAGCUUUUCAACUUUUCGCCUUGAAUGCCUUCAAAAAAGGCUAUGGUGACCCAAAGAUAAGGGUGCUAGCAGAAAAAGUGACUGAAUAUGUAGGUGGAAAUCCAUUGGCCCUAAAGGUUUUAGGCUCCUUCUUGCAUGGCAAAAAUCAAGAAGCAUGGGAAAGCCAACUGGGAAGUAUUGAAGGCAUGAUUAUGAACCUUUCAGAAGUUGAAGAGAUGGAUGUAAUUAUUAAAGCCUUUCGUUCAAUGCCCAAUCUGAAAUUUCUUAGGUUUUAUGGAAAUUUGAAUGGUCAGCUUAGCAACAAGUUAAAUGCUUCUAGUAUGAAGCUUUUGCCAAGAAAUCUCAUGCUAUUAGAUUGGGUGGGAUGCCCUUUAAAGUCCUUGCCAACAACAUUCAAUGGAGAAAAUCUUGUUGAAAUAAAAAUGCCCAACAGCAAUUUGACAAAACUCUGGGAUGGAGAGCAGAAUCUUGUGAAUUUAACCAAAAUUGAUCUUCAUGAAUCAAAAGACUUGACUGAGCUCCCAAAUUUUUCCAAGGCCAUACAUCUUGCAGAAGUUUAUCUUCAGGGUUGUUCAAAAUUGCUGAAUGUUCAUCCCUCUAUUUUAUCUCUCCAUAGCCUUUGUGGAUUAUUGCUAAGUGGUUGCAAAGCCCUUACCAACCUUACGAGCAACACCCAUCUCAAAUCACUAAGUAUGCUCGACUUGACGGGAUGCUCAGGACUACGCGAAUUUUCAGUGACCUCAGAAUAUAAUUUGUUUGAAUUGAUGCUUUGUGGAACAGCCAUCAAUGGUGAGUUGUCCUCAUCAAGCGGAUGUCUCAGCAAAAUUUAUUUUUUGGACCUAGAAAGAUGCGAAGGGGUGACAAGUCUUCACAAAUUGGUUGACAAGCACACCCUCCAACGCCUUCAUGCUGAUUAUUGUAAUAAGCUAGCAUCAAAUGGACGUUCCAUAUUUGAUGAGAUGCGUGCUUUGGAAGCUCUAGUGCUGAGGGGUUGUAGUGAAUUAUUUGAAGUUCCUGACAACAUCAGCUUGUUGUCGUCAUUAAGUCAGUUAGAUCUCUCGAGGAGUAAUAUAGAGACCUUGCCUUUAAGCAUCAAACAUCUUUCAAGCCUGCAAUGUCUCACCUUAGAUGGAUGCAAAAGGCUUCUGUCCCUACCACAACUCCCUCCCUCUAUCUGUACACUGGAAGCCAAUGGCUGCUGGUCCCUUGAGACUUUACAUUCACCUUUAAUGAGUGAAGAGAUAGAAGGAAAAAAUUAUUUUUAUGAUAACUUCAGUUUCAGAAGUUGCAUGAAGUUGGAUGGGCAGUCAAUCAAAGCUGUUGAGGCCAAAGUGCUACUUUACAUGAAUAAUAACAAAGACAUUCAUUACCGGGCUCAAAUGGAAUUUCCGGGAGGAAGAGUUGCGGAGUGGGUCAUGUAUAGGACUACACAGUCUUUGGUGACUGUGGAUCUCAGCUCGAUUCCACAACCUUGGGAUGGCGCCUUUAUUUGUUGUGCCGUGAUUUAUGGCUCACCAUCGCGGACUACAAUUGGUGCCAAAUUGUUUAUUGAUGGACAAUAUGCUUACAUGUCUCCAGGCGAGUCUUUUCAUGUGUCUCUGUUGUCACAUGUUUGUCUUUGGUACGAUGCAAAGUCAUGGAAAAAGGUACAAAGGACAAUUGAAGAAAAGAAAAGAGAAGCUCAAAGCAACACUACCUAUCAUCCAUUAUUGCUUCAAUUUGAAUUCACAGCCCUUUCGCCUUAUGAUGAUGAAACAACAGUAGUGAUCGAAGAGUGUGGGGUGUGCCCGACAUCUGCCGUUGAAUAUCAAAAUUACAUCAAACAAAUUCAAUUGGCAUUAUUGCAUCCGCAUCGUAGCUCUAAUGCAACGCAAUCGGCCUCUCAAAAGUGCAAUCGGCCUGCAAAGAAGCAGUCUGGAAAUAUAAUCACUAGAAAUUAA